Messenger RNA from Colletotrichum higginsianum IMI 349063, 1830 nucleotides. Its product is annotated as 4-hydroxyacetophenone monooxygenase. The record is from RefSeq and is a predicted model, not a curated record. Gene Ontology annotation, molecular function: N,N-dimethylaniline monooxygenase activity; NADP binding; flavin adenine dinucleotide binding. NCBI's taxonomy places the organism in Eukaryota, Fungi, Ascomycota, Sordariomycetes, Glomerellales, Glomerellaceae. Bases 1 to 1830 code for a protein of 609 amino acids. The transcript is spliced from 2 exons.
AUGGAAUCGGCGGCAGAACAGCAAAAAAUCCCUUUCAAGGACCGGGAUGGCACGCGAGUUGUUACCACCGCUGCCGCCACCGUCGAGACCCUCCUUGAUGCCGAGCUUGAACAGAACAAAUCAAAGUUCGUCCUGCCAGAGGUCUCUCUUGUGGAUCGCCACGCCGAUGAGCCACGCCGUCUGAGAGUGACCGUCAUCGGUGCUGGUAUAGCUGGCAUCGUUGCUGGUGCCCUCCUUCCAGCCAAGGUCCCGGGCAUCGAAUUAACCAUCUUCGAGAAGAACGCCGAUGUGGGAGGCGUCUGGUUCGAGAAUGUCUAUCCCGGCGUCCGCUGCGACGUUCCGGCGCACGUGUACCAGACGUCUUUUGCGCCAAACACGCAGUGGUCCGAAGAGUAUGCCCAGGGCCCGGAACUCUGGGACUACUGGGCUGGCGUGGCGCGCAAGUACGACGUGUACAAGCACUUGAAGGUCUCCCACGAAGUCAAAGACCUCCAAUGGGACAACGGAAAGUCUGUAUGGCUGGUCAAGGUCUGCAAUCUCCAGAGCGGAGAGGUCCUUAUCCACGAAGCGGAUUUUGUUCUGACGGCCAUCGGACGCUUCAACGACUGGAGGCUGCCCGACUACCCGGGGAUCAACGAAUUCAAGGGACACAUCCGACACACAUCGAACUGGGACCCGACAUAUGAUGUCUCGGGAAAGAGAGUGGCAGUCAUUGGCAACGGGGCGAGUGGCAUCCAACUCGUGCCACACCUCCAGAAGAAGGUCGCCCGGCUGGACCACUACGCCCGGAGCAAGACUUGGAUAGCCGAGUCCUGGGGCGGGGAAUCAACAAAGAUUGAACGCAAGUUGAUAUCCAAGGAGCUGAGAGACUCGUUCCAGGAUACGGACGUCUACCUCAAAUAUCGGAAGAACCUGGAGCAGAGCCACUGGCGUUUCUUCCACGGAUGGCUCAAAGACUCCGACAGCAACAAGGAGGCGCGCGAAGCGCUCCUGAAGCACCUCAAAGUGCGCCUGGCCAAGCGCCCGGAACUCAUCGAGAGCAUGAUCCCGGGCUUCUCUCCGCAUUGCCGUCGGUUGACGCCGGGCCCCGGAUACCUCGAGGCAAUCAUGGAGGACAACGUUGAUUACAUCCAGAACCCCAUCAAGCGGUUCACCGAGACUGGCAUCGAGACGGCAGAUGGCACGCAUCGCGAAGUGGAUGCCGUCUUCGCCGCGACUGGGGCAAAUGUCGACGUCCUCCCUCCGUUUGGCAUUACCGCCAAGGGCAAGAGCAUCGCCCAUUUGUGGUCUCCGGAUGGAGAGUACGGGUUCCCGUAUAGCUACCUCGGCUUCGCGACGCCCGGGUUCCCGAACCUCGGCUUCAUUCAGGGACCCAACGGUGCCGGCCGCUCGGGCACGGUACCGCACAACGUAGAGGUCCAGGUCACCUACUUUGCCAAGAUACUCAGGAAGGUGGGCCGGGAAGGGAUCAAGACGAUGCAGCCGUCCAAGAAGGCCGCAGACGACUUCGUGCAGUACUCGGACGCGUUUUUCAAGAAGACGGUCAUGUCGGAAUGCAAAUCGUGGUACAACACCGAGAGGCCCGGCUCGAGAAUCCACGGGUUGUGGCCCGGGAGUGCGGCGCUGGUCGGCCUCGUCGUGAACGAUCCCAGAUGGGAGGACUGGGACUACGAGUACCUUUCGGAUACUGGGAACUCCCUGCUGGGAUACUUCGGCAACGGGUGUACCAAGUUUGAGACGGACCCGGAACACGACGUCACCAGCUAUCUGGUAGACCCGGCCAGCAUCGAUCUCAGGAAGCUUCACGAGGGUUGGUGGAACAUACCUUAG